This is a messenger RNA of Symbiodinium natans, 1545 nucleotides long. The record is from the annotation of a GenBank genome assembly. NCBI's taxonomy places the organism in Eukaryota, Dinophyceae, Suessiales, Symbiodiniaceae.
AUGGGGAGCUGGGGUAAUGCAUAUGGCGGCAGCGCUUACGGCGGUGGCGCAUAUGCUGCCGCGGCCCUGCCCUAUGCGUCCAGCAAUGGCUAUGGCCACGACGAACUCACCGUCCGAGAAGCCUGCGAGGCUGCAGGCCGAGGAGAUGGCAGUGGCCACUGCGUGGACGACAGCGAGAUCUCCGUCCUCGACCAGGACGACCGGCCCGUGCAGCCGCGCAAAGUCAGUAGUUUUGCCGAGGUGCGAGCGUUCCCGCGCGAGAUCCAGGAGCAGUUUAGGCGUGCCGGCUUCCCCUCGCCUUCCCAAAUCCAGGCCUACACCUGGCCGCUGGCCCUCGAGGGCAAGGACGUCAUUGGCAUAGCAGCUACAGGUAGCGGCAAAACUCUGGCAUUCCUGUUGCCGGCGUUCUGUGAGAUGAUGCAUAGAGGACACAACCCGGACAGACACGGGCCAGGUUUACUGGUCAUGUCUCCAACCCGCGAGCUUGCGCAGCAAACCGAGCAGGAGGCCGAGCGCUUCGGCCAUUGCAUUAACUUCAACGUCGUAGCCAUGUAUGGCGGCUCGCCGAAGCAGGACCAGAUCAGGAAAUAUCGCUAUGGGGUCCACACCAUCGUGGCGUGUCCAGGGCGGCUCAAUGACUUCCUGGAAGGAGGACAGGUGCGACUAGACGGCGCCCAGUGCCUCGUGCUUGACGAAGCCGAUCGCAUGCUGGACAUGGGUUUUGAGCCCCAGAUUAGAAAGAUCCUGGCGAGGAUUCCGCGGAACCGCCACACCAUGUUCUUCACUGCAACAUGGCCGAGAGAGGUCCGAAACCUUGCCGCGGACAUUCUCUACAAACCGUACAAGGUCAUGAUCGGCAAUCGUGAUCAGCUGAAGGGCAAUCAGGACAUCAUUCAGAAGGUCAAGAUUGUUGAUGGAUACAGCAAGGAGAGAGCGAUUGUGGAUCUUCUCAGUGAAGCUGGGCUGAUGGACAGGUAUAGCCAGGGCAAGGCCCUCAUCUUCGCCGGGACGAAGAGGGAGUGCGAGCGGCUAUCCAACAACCUGUACAGAUCGGGUGUCCCGUGUUCCUCGAUCCAUGGUGACAAGGACCAGCGCCAGCGAGACGAAGCGCUUAACGGUUUGAAAGCCGGAAAGAUCAAGGUCCUCGUGGCGACGGAUGUGGCAGCGAGAGGGCUUGACAUCAAGGGGGUUGGCCUAGUGGUUAACUACGAUGCCGCAAACAACACCGAGGACUACGUGCACCGCAUCGGCCGCACUGGCCGAGCCGGCUGCAAGGGCUUUGCAGUCACUUUCCUGGAUAGAAGAGCUGAUGCCGGGAAAGCCAAAGGCAUCAUGGAGGUGAUGCAGCGUACCAAUCAGCCUGUUCCUUCCGAUCUGCGGGAUAUGGUGCCCCACUUGGACUUUGCCAUGUUUUCCUGGUUCGGCAUGCGGAUCAACGUCCCAUCACUUCCUGAAGCGCUGGGCUUUUUGACUGUGCAGCGUCGGAAGAUCGGCGUGCCGGCUCUGCGCGAGAAGAACGCGGCGGACGCUGGGGUGACAUUCUGA